Molecule: messenger RNA, 2836 nt
Organism: Momordica charantia (bitter melon)
Lineage: Eukaryota; Viridiplantae; Streptophyta; Magnoliopsida; Cucurbitales; Cucurbitaceae
Molecular function (GO): protein binding
Source: RefSeq, a predicted model, not a curated record
UCCAGACCACAGCUUAAACCACUGCAAAAUCUUGAGAGUGGCCAAAAAUGGCGGACAWGGUCGCACUUCCGCUCCUCCUCCCCAGUCCAGUGCCCUCUAAACCCCUCUUCCMCGUCUUCCACCACCAACCCACUCCGCCGCAGCCGCAGCCGCAGCCGCCGCCGCCGCCCCCUUCUUCAUCGUCCCCCAUAGCCCCUCUUCUCCAAGACCUCCUUCUUCCCCACCAAUCCCCCUCUUCCCCUCUCACUCAUCUCCCCAAACCCGCUUCCCCCACCUCCAGGACCCGCGCCCGAACCCGCAUCGGCCGGUCCCGCGACCCCAACCGCGGGAAGCCAUGGUCGCACCACCGCCUCUCCCCUCAAGGCCAGCGAAUCAUCGAUUCCUUCCUCGACCCAGAAUUCGAUUUCUCCUCUCUCGAUGAAAUUUUGCUUCAAUUGUUCGAAACCAGUCCCGAAGAGCUCGAUUUCGCCUCCGAUUCCGUUUCCCUCGACAUUUUGGGGAUAAUCAAGGGCUUGGUAUUCRGCAAGAAGCACGAAUUGGCCUUGCGUGUCUUCGAUUGGGUUCGUAACCGGGAAGAUUAUGCAUCGUUUUUGAGCAGCUCUGCGAUUGCUGUGAUUAUCAGUGUUCUUGGGAAAGAGGGUCGGGCUUCGUUCGCGGCUUCUUUGCUUCACGAGCUUCGAAACGAUGGGGUAAUUGUCGAUAUUUAUGCUUAUACUUCUUUGAUAACUGCUUAUKCUAGUAAUGRGAGGUAYAGAGAGGCUGUGAUGSUCUUUAAGAAAYUAGAAGAAGAAGGUUGUAGACCCACUUUAAUUACUUAUAAUGUGAUCUUGAAUGUGUAUGGGAAAAUGGGCAUGCCUUGGAAUAGGAUUGCUGCUCUUGUUGAUAGUAUGAAGAGCUYRGGGAUUGCCCCGGAUUUGUAUACGUAUAAUACGCUUAUUAGUAGUUGUCGUCGGGGGUCGUUGUAUGAAGAAGCUGCAGAGGUGUUUGAGGAGAUGAAAGCAGCUGGGUUUAGUCCGGAUAAGGUUACUUACAAUGCGUUGUUGGAUGUGUACGGGAAGUCUCGGCGGCCUAGGGAAGCCAUGGAGGUGUUGAAGGAGAUGGAAGCGAGUGGGUUUGCACCUAGUAUUGUCACUYACAAUUCGUUGAUAUCGGCUUAUGCACGGGAUGGUUUGUUGGAKGAAGCUAUGGAGCUCAAAAYGCAGAUGGYGGAGAAGGGGAUAAAGCCUGAUGUUUUUACUUACACCACGCUGUUGUCUGGCUUCGAGAAGACGGGGAAGGAUGAUUAUGCAAUGAGGGUGUUCGAGGAGAUGAGAGUUGCGGGGUGCCAACCGAACAUAUGCACCUUCAAUGCUCUGAUUAAGAUGCACGGUAAUCGGGGUAAUUUUGUGGAGAUGAUGAAGGUUUUUGAGGAGAUUAAGAUAUGUGCGUGUGUGCCUGACAUUGUUACUUGGAAUACACUUUUGGCAGUGUUUGGGCAAAAUGGGAUGGAUUGUGAAGUCUCAGGAGUGUUCAAAGAGAUGAAGAGGGCGGGGUUUGUGCCUGAGAGGGACACUUUCAACACUCUUAUUAGUGCCUAUAGCAGAUGUGGUUCUUUUGAUCAAGCAAUGGCUAUCUAUAGAAGAAUGUUGGAUGCCGGGGUCACUCCCGAUCUGUCCACUUACAAUGCCGUUCUAGCGGCCUUGGCUCGGGGUGGCCUUUGGGAGCAGUCAGAGAAAGUACUCGCCGAAAUGAAGGAUGGUAGGUGUAAGCCUAACGAGYUAWCGUAUUGUUCUUUACUUCAUGCUUAUGCCAAUGGCAAAGAGAUUGGGCGAAUGUCUGCUCUUGCUGAGGAGAUCUAUUCUGGCAUAAUCGAACCUCAAGCUGUGCUUUUGAAGACACUCGUUUUGGUUUAUAGUAAAAGUGAUCUUCUGACGGAGACCGAACGUGCUUUCUUGGAACUUAKGAGACAAGGRUUUUCGUCCGAUAUAACGACUCUAAAUGCCAUGGUUUCAAUUUAUGGUAGGAGAAGGAUGGUUUCGAAAACCAACGAAAUUUUGAACUUCAUAAAGGACAGCGGGUUCACUCCGAGCUUGACAACAUACAAUAGCUUAAUGUACAUGUAUAGCCGCACYGAGGASUUCGAGAAGUCGGAGGACAUUUUGAGGGAAAUUAUCGGGAAAGGAAUAAAGCCUGAUAUCAUUUCAUUCAAUACUGUUAUUUUYGCCUAUUGUCGAAAUGGUCGAAUGAAAGAGGCCUCRCGGAUAUUUGCUGAAAUGAAGGAUUUUGGGCUCAUCCCCGAUGUAAUUACGUAUAAUACCUUUGUSGCAACCUAUGCAGCUGAYUCGAUGUUUGUAGAGGCAAUCGACGUGGUGAGGUACAUGAUCAAGAAUGGAUGUAAACCCAAUCAGAACACAUACAACUCUCUAGUGGAUUGGUAUUGUAAACUAAACCGUCGGGAGGAGGCGAGUAGUUUCGUUUCCAAUCUACGGAAUCUUGACCCACAUGUAACUAAGGAAGAGGAAUGUAGGUUGCUGGAGCGUCUAACCAAGAAAUGGUCAUAGCGAAGAAGGAAGCUGGACGUUCUAGGAGAUGUUCGCUUCUCGCCCGAAAAAACCGCUCAAUCCGGGUGCGGAGGGUGAACUCUGAGAAAUGGUGCAGAAAGUUUGAACUCAUUCAUGGCUUUGUAGAAGACCUGAUGCAAACAUGAAAAGAGACUUGGUUUCUCUCAUCUGUUUGGGGAGAGGGAGGAAUCAGCUAUGGGAUCUUUAUGAUUGUAUUCAUAUUCCCUAUAUAUAUGUAUAUUUUUUUUGAAAUACAUAUUCCCUAUAUCAAAAUUGUAGAAACUUUUUAUCAUCUA